Messenger RNA from Ochotona princeps (American pika), 1202 nucleotides. It is a transcript of the gene AMBP, whose product is annotated as alpha-1-microglobulin/bikunin precursor. NCBI's taxonomy places the organism in Eukaryota, Metazoa, Chordata, Mammalia, Lagomorpha, Ochotonidae. Gene Ontology annotation, molecular function: serine-type endopeptidase inhibitor activity. Gene Ontology annotation, cellular component: cell surface; plasma membrane. The transcript is spliced from 10 exons. The coding region runs from base 57 to 1115 and encodes 352 amino acids. The record is from RefSeq and is a predicted model, not a curated record.
GGUCACAACCCUCUCCCUGCAGUCCCAGAGACACCGAGGCCCGACAGCCCAGAGCCAUGCCUCAUCUCAGGGCCCUGCUACUGCUGCUGGCAACCAGCCUGGCAGUGAGGGGCAACCCUGUACCCAACGUGCCAGAGACCAUCCAAGUGCAGGAGAACUUUGAUGUCUCUCGGAUCUACGGGAAAUGGUACAACUUGGCUGUGGGCUCCACCUGCCCAUGGCUGAAGAAGAUCAAGGACAAGAUGUCCGUGAGCACGUUGGUGCUGGGAGAGGGGGCGACAGAGACCGAGAUCAGCAUGAGCAGCACACGCUGGCGGAAGGGCGUCUGUGAGGAGAUCUCCGGGGCUUACGAGAAAACGGACACCAACGGCAAGUUCCUCUACCACAAGGCCAGAUGGAACAAAACCAUGGAGUCCUAUGUGGUGCACACCAACUAUGAUGAGUAUGCAAUUUUUCUUACCAAGAAAUUCAGCCGCCGCCAUGGCCCCACCAUCACUGCCAAGCUCUAUGGGCGGGAGCCGCAGCUGAGUGAGAACUUCAUGCAGGAGUUCAGGGAGGUGGCACUCGGAGUGGGUAUCCCUGAGGACUCCAUCUUCACAAUGGCCUACAGAGGGGAGUGUGUGCCUGGGCAACAGGAUCCAGAGCCCGUCCUGGUGUUGAGAACCCGCAGGGCUGUGCUCCCCCAGGAAAAUGAAGGCUCUGGGACAGGGCAGCAGGUCACUGAGCUAUACAAGAAGGAAGACUCCUGCCAGCUUGGCUACUCAGAAGGUCCCUGCCUGGGAUUGAUGGAGAGGUAUUUCUACAAUGGCACAUCCAUGGCCUGUGAGACCUUCAAUUACGGUGGCUGCCUGGGCAACGGCAACAAUUUUGUCUCGGAGAAGGAGUGUCUGCAGACAUGCCGGACAGUGGCUGCCUGCAGUCUCCCCAUAGUUUCUGGCCCCUGUCGUGGGUUUUUGAAGCUCUGGGCAUAUGAUUCCACCAAGGGGAAGUGUGUCCCCUUUAUCUAUGGAGGCUGCCAAGGCAACGGCAACAAGUUUUACUCUGAGAAGGAGUGCAAGGAGUACUGUGGCAACCCUGGUGACGGGGAGGAGGAGUUGCUGCCGCUGUCCAACUGACAGUCCAGCCUGGCUGAUGGCCAUGCCUGGACCCUGCGGUGACUCGAGUGACUGAGUCCCAAUAAAAACAAGCCAAAAUCUCCAAAA